Molecule: messenger RNA, 1884 nt
Organism: Bactrocera dorsalis (oriental fruit fly)
Lineage: Eukaryota; Metazoa; Arthropoda; Insecta; Diptera; Tephritidae
Exons: 2
Coding region: 698-1879 (393 amino acids)
Source: RefSeq, a predicted model, not a curated record
CUAGACGGCUUGCCCGAUUUCAAUGAAAUUUUCAGGGGUGAUUGGGGUCUGUUUGGAGGGUGCACAUAAGAAAUUUAAUGUGUGUAUCAUUGCGCGUUUUGCAAAAAAAAAAUAAAAUAAAAUGAUACAUCCCGCCUAUACAAAUUCUCAUGAAAUAAUGUUUUGCCGCAAGAUUGGUAGUCCUGUCAAAUGCCUUUUAAUUCCUUUCUAAUAAACAGAAACAACUGGCGGAUGUUUACAACUAAUAAAAAACAAUGACAUCGCAUGUUGAUCGUAUUUGCCUUUUUGUUCUUUCUAUUGACAUAUUUUAAAAUUGUGUGUAUUUUUCUCUGAUUUCAACGUGAUUAACAUUCUGCGUACAACACAAAGCAAGUGAGUAUUGUUGUUGUUUCGUAUGUGAUGCCAUGCGGUUCGAUUGUCGCUUGAAAAUGCGCGGUGUGUGUAAAAAAAAAAGUGUUUCAACAUUGUGUGUUUUUUCCAGAUUUAAUUCCAUCGAUUUGCUGCAUUUAUUCGAACCGAUUUUGUGUGCAACACACACAAAGCAAGUGAGUAUUGUUAUUGUUUCGUUAGUGCUUCCAUGCGGUUUGCAAAUACACUGUUGGUGGGUCUUAUUGCAUUGCGUGUGUAGUUUAAGAUGUAGUUUUAGGUUAAUUUUUACAUUUUUAUUUAUGUACUUCAAAUAUGCAUACUCUAGAAAAUGCCUCGACUGCGCCAACGUAAUACGGUUGGCAGGCAUACGAGUGAUUCACGUCGAAUGUCAAUAUUAAGAAGAAAUCACAGCGAAGAGCAACGCGCUCAAGUGAAUGCCCGAGGUAGAGCGGUGUACAGAGAGCGGCGUGCACAGAUUAGAGCUGAAUUCGCCGACAAUCAACGGCCAAAUUACCGUCAAGGCCGAGUUCCGGUCCGCCUUCGCGAUCAAAUGGAACAUGUUGGCUUUCACCACGAUCCUGACUGCGACUACAGCCUGCAUGGUGCCCUCGGAGCAAUGGAUAUUAUUUGUACGCAUUGCAAUGCAGCGAAAUUUCGAGGAGAAACAGCUGGCAUGUGCUGCUUCAGUGGCAAAGUGAAACUGCCUGCAUUGGAACCGCCACCAGAACCAUUACAUUCCUUGCUCACUGGAGAAUCGCCGACGUCUAAGCAUUUCUUGCAGAACAUACAAGCGUACAAUUCAUGCUUUCAAAUGACUUCUUUUGGUGCCACAAAGAUCAUUAGAGAUCCAUUUAUGCCGACGUUCAAGAUUCAGGGACAAAUAUACCAUCGAGCAGGCUCGCUCAUACCAUUUGUCGAUGCCGACUAUCAAUUUUUGCAAAUAUAUUUCAUCGGUAAUGAAACUGACCAACUAAAUCAACAAUGUAAAAUUGCGACCGGCACAAGGCGAGAAAUCGUACUAAAUUUGCAAAGAUUUCUCAAUGAGCACAAUGAAUUGAUUCGAUUGUUCAAAAUCGCAUUGGACCGCAAGCCGUCUGAUAACCAUCGAAUCGUCAUCAUAGCAGACAAAAUGCCGAUGGGGCAGCAUGCCAGACGAUUCAACGCACCAACAAUCGAUGAGGUGGCAAUCGUCAUUGUUGGCGAACAGUUUGAAUCGCGAGAUAUUGUACUGCACCGUAGAAACGAACAACUUCAGCGUGUUUCCGAGCUACACCGUAGUUAUGAUGCAUUACAAUAUCCGAUAUUAUUGUGGAGAGGUGAUGACGGCUAUCACAUCAAUAUGCGAUUGAUAAAUCCAACUACUGGUAAAAAAGUACAAUUUCUGAGAAGAAAUGCUACUUACGAUUCAAUAUUUUGUGUAUUGUUCAUUUAUAGGCCAAGAAACACCGAAAAAACUCAGUGCGAUGAACUUCUAUUCGUACAGAAUAAUGAUUCGUCCGCAAGAAGAUAACUACA